This is a messenger RNA of Corylus avellana, 2039 nucleotides long. It is a transcript of the gene KNAT1, whose product is annotated as homeobox knotted-like protein. The record is from RefSeq and is a predicted model, not a curated record. Gene Ontology annotation, cellular component: nucleus. Gene Ontology annotation, molecular function: DNA binding; DNA-binding transcription factor activity, RNA polymerase II-specific. Gene Ontology annotation, biological process: regulation of DNA-templated transcription. Lineage: Eukaryota; Viridiplantae; Streptophyta; Magnoliopsida; Fagales; Betulaceae.
GAAAAAUCUACAAUCCAUAGUUGCCUUAUCUGCUGGCCUAGCUUAUUUGCUUUUUCUAUUUUUCAAAUAUUUCUUUUUUCUUUCAGCAAAGAAAGUCUUGUCAGUCAUCCAAGUAACGGAGCCGUCGCCGGUUCCGGCAAAGCAACGCCACUUUCCUUCUUUUCCUCGCAUCCCGCCCUUCUGAUUUGCGCUUUCUGCUUCACUAUCAUGCCCAAAUCGUGGUGCAACUUCACCUCACGGCCUCCCUGAGCCAACGCUUGCUGCUAAUUUUCCAUCCUAGUUUUGUUUUUCCUAGGAAUCACCAAACAACAGAAGAACAGAAACCCAGUGAUGGUUGUAUAGUUUGGCUGUCGGCUGCUAGCUGUCUCCAUCAUCUAGGGCUUUUGGCUCUCCCUCUACCAAACUAUUUCAAUUCCUGCUCUUUUUAGGGUUUUAGAAUUCUUUUCUUUCGUGGUUUAAUUUUUGUCAUCUGGGAUUGUGGAGGAAUGGAGGAAUACAAUAAUCAACUGAACGAGAAUUCAGCUCCGAGGGGGAAUUUCCUGUACGCGUCACCGGUGCUUGCAGUGAAUUCUUCCGGUUAUGGGAGAACGAGCAGCGGCACAAACGUGGGAAAUCAGCAGACCCAGAUGCCCAUCAACUCCUUUCCUCUUCAAUCCGGCGGCGAGUGCUUUCAAUCAGAAGCUCACCCAAUCGUGAAGACCGAAGCCAGCACUUCCCAACAUGUUCAGAAAUUUCAUUACCCUUUGAUGAGAGUUCAGCAGCAACAACAACAACAACAUCAACAUCAUCAGCAUCAACAUCAACAAGGGAAUGAGAACUCCGGUGAAGUUGAAGAUAUCAAAGCCAAGAUCAUGGCUCAUCCUCAGUAUUCCAACCUCUUGGAAGCUUACAUGGAUUGCCAAAAGGUGGGUGCUCCGCCGGAAGUGGUGGCUCGGCUAGCAGCCGCUCGCCAGGAGUUUGAGGGGCGGCAACGAUCUUCGGUGGCAUCAAGAGAGAGCUCAAAGGACCCAGAACUCGAUCAGUUCAUGGAAGCCUAUUAUGACAUGCUAGUGAAAUAUCGGGAUGAACUAGCAAGGCCUAUGCAAGAAGCAAUGGAUUUCAUGCGUAGAAUCGAAACUCAGCUCAAUAUGCUAAGCAAUGGUCCCGUCCGAAUCUUCUCCUCUGAUCAUGAGAAGUGUGAAGGUGUUGGUUCAUCUGAAGAGGAUCAAGACAACAGCGCCGGGGAAACAGAGCUGCCUGAGAUUGAUCCGCGUGCUGAAGACCGUGAACUCAAGAACCACCUAUUGAGGAAGUAUAGUGGCUACUUAAGCAGCCUCAAGCAAGAGCUUUCCAAGAAAAAGAAGAAAGGCAAGCUGCCCAAAGAUGCCAGACAAAAGCUCCUUAGUUGGUGGGAAUUGCACUACAAAUGGCCUUAUCCUUCGGAGACGGAAAAGGUGGCAUUAGCUGAAUCAACAGGAUUAGACCAGAAACAAAUAAACAAUUGGUUCAUCAACCAAAGAAAACGGCACUGGAAACCAUCUGAAGACAUGCAGUUUAUGGUGAUGGAUGGACUGCAUCCACAGAAUGCGACCAUCUACAUGGAUGGUCACUACAUGGGUGAUGGUCAUUACCGGUUGGGACCGUGAGCUCACUUUGCAUGCAUGGAUGUUGUUAUUUAAGUUGUAAUGGUUUUAUACAUAAUCGGAGAAAUAUUGCGUAGUAAAGCCUCGUCAGAGUUGGGUAAUUAAUCUCCCGCAACCCGAUUUGAUAUAUUUUAGUAUAAAUUAGGUGAAAGCUAAGUAUGUUUGCUCGCGGUGAUCAUUCAAGAUGUAAUUGUGCCAUUUACAUCAAUUUGGGAUGCUUUUAUUUGUUUCCUGUGUGGUAGAGGAUCCAGAGCCCUAGUGUGUUACUUUGCAGUGUGCUUUUUAAGUAUGUAAGGAGGUAAUACUAGGACACAGACAUUUUUAUUAAUUUCGAGCAUCUGUAAUGUAAACUAUUAGCUGGUAAGUGUAUAUAGUGAGAAGAAACUGAAUAUUAAGUUAAUGAGGUUGCAAUAUUAU